This is a messenger RNA of Epinephelus moara (kelp grouper), 2448 nucleotides long. RefSeq names its product mimecan-like. NCBI's taxonomy places the organism in Eukaryota, Metazoa, Chordata, Actinopteri, Perciformes, Serranidae. Gene Ontology annotation, molecular function: protein binding. Bases 867 to 1637 code for a protein of 256 amino acids. The record is from RefSeq and is a predicted model, not a curated record. The transcript has 5 exons.
GUCGUCAAUUAAUUUCCUGCCAAUCAGCUAUGCUGUUAAUCAACUAAGUACUUAUGCACUAAUUGACUAUUUUCUAAAUUUUCAGAGUGCAUGGUGAUGAGUGACCAUUCACUGUAUACAGAGUGGUUGUAUUAUCUCUCUGCAGAGAAGAAGAAUUCAUUUUUUCCAGGGGUGUGAAGUUGGACACUUCACAUACAAUGUUUUUAAGCCACGCCUGUUGGAGAAAAAAAUGGUACCUGGAUUCAAUUAUGAUUUAAGAAACAGAUAUAUCGCAUGAUGGAAAACUGGGUUUCUACUUGAAUGUUAAAAUGUUCAUUAUAACACAAGUAAGGGUUACAGCUUCACAAAACGGAUGUUUCUUCAGUAAUAGAUUCACUUUUAAAAGAGGGAACAGCCCUCUCCCAAAGAGACUGAGUAUUAACUGCUGUUUUUGAGUUGUUAGUUGAACUGAGGUAUUAAGUUGAAAAAGGGACAUAUUCAAAAUAGUUUUCUCUCUCCAGUUCAGUGCUUGACUUGGCAAUUCAGGUCUUAAUUUUUUUCCCAUCAAUUACUGGCACUCCGGACCACUCUGUUUUUCCAGUAACAACAUUCUUUUGUAAGUGAAAGUAAAAUACAAAAGCAGCGUUCAUUAGGGUUACUUAAUGAUUGGACCACAGAUAUUUUUGUCAUUGCUUUGUGCUCAGUAUUAACUAACUCUUUUUCUGUUUGCUGCACAAAAAUUAGAAUAUCUAGUCUUUAUAAUCACCCUGACCACAGAGAGCGACACAAACACAGCAUGUAUUGAGUUAAAGUUUGUUUUCCUUUUCUUUCUCAGCAGUACACUGGCAGCUUAAUGAAAAAGCUGGACGGAAAAUUUUCCUGCUCACAUGUACCUCAGAUCCCAGUCUAGCAGACAGACACUCUCUUCUCUCACCAGCAACUCGGACACAAUGAUGCAAUUAAGGACUUUAAUUUUUACAUCCGUAAUGCUCCCAUGGAUGCUGUCUUCUGCAGCAAGGGAUGGAUAUAUGGAAGUCAGAAAACCUAAGAAAGACGUUGUAGCCUUUCCAGACUAUACCCUUCAAGAGGCGGACGCUGACCCACCAGCUCCAAGAGCUGAUGAGAUGCCGACAUGUCUGCUGUGUGUUUGCCUGAGUGGAUCUGUUUACUGUGAGGAGGUGUCCCCUGAAUUGUCAACCGUCCCAUCACUGCCAAAGGAAACAGCAUAUCUCUAUGCACGUUUCAACAAAAUCACAAAAAUAAAAAACAAAGAUUUUGCGGACAUGGCCACAUUAAAAAGAAUUGACCUCAGUGGGAAUCUCAUCGCUGAGAUAGAAGACGGAGCGUUUUCAAAACUUCUCAAUCUUGAGGAGCUCAAUCUUGCAGAAAACAGACUAACUAAACUUCCCAUGCUGCCCACCAAGCUGGUAUCAUUCAACGCCAAUUUCAACCAGCUGAAAACCCAGGGUGUGAAGGCAACUGCCUUUAAAAAACUCACGAAACUGGCAUAUCUUUACCUUGGAAACAACGAACUGACAGCGGUGCCCCAACUUCCUGAGUCUCUUCACGUUGUGCACCUCCAUGUAAGUUCAACUGUAGUUCACUGCAAGUUAUCAGAGAAGCUAUUGUUUUUUUUUUUCGGUCUGCAAAGCCAGUAGUUACAUGCUGGGCAAAUGGUGUGUCACUGGAUUGAUCUCUUUGUGUCCGUUCUGCAGAACAACAAGAUCUCAACGAUAACGGACGAGACGUUCUGCAAAGGUAACACCAGUUACUACAUCCGUACCAACAUGAACGAGGUGAGACUGGACGGGAACCCCAUCCAGCUGUCCAUGCACCCUAACAGCUUCAUCUGUCUGGAGACUCUCCCUAUCGGAUGGUACAACUAAAAAAUACGGAUAGACAGACAGUUAAAAUACCAUUUGCAAAAUGCAAUUCAUAAAUUACAGUUUAUAUACUCAAAUCUACCAUACAGUUCAAGACCUCUUUAACAGAAAUUGUAUAAUUACAGAACAGCAAGUAGAAGUGAAAGAAGGAAUUGGUGGUGUUUCAUUUAUUAUCAAAUGCUAUUGCUGCGUUCCAUUUACCUCGGAAGUCGGAAGUCAGAGCUCGGAAUGACGUCACACUUGAGUUGGUUGCGUUCCAGUAGCUACAACAAGUCGGGAGACCAAGAUGUUGUUAGCUUAGCGAUACUAGUUCAAGCCAGGUUAGACAUUGUUAGCAAUACCAGUUGAUGACAAUUUAUGCACUUUACACUGUAGUAACAUGUCCACGGAUACAAGUUGGACGGACUGUAUGUCAUCUGUUUUAAUGAGUCAGAAAUAAAACAGAAUGGUAAAUUAACUUUAUAUUACUACAACUUUUACUACUGUUGAUGCACGGAGCAGCCAUAUUGGAUUUUAGGAUAAAGGUUAGUGAGUUGCUCUGACUUUUCGAGUAGGAAAUCCGACUUUAAGGGGAGUUCCAGUUAAA